Molecule: messenger RNA, 1494 nt
Organism: Pan troglodytes (chimpanzee)
Lineage: Eukaryota; Metazoa; Chordata; Mammalia; Primates; Hominidae
Gene: CCDC188
Product: coiled-coil domain containing 188
Exons: 9
Coding region: 99-1307 (402 amino acids)
Source: RefSeq, a predicted model, not a curated record
UUGUGACUGUUGCCUGGGGCAGCCCCCUCAGUAAGAGGGUGGCAGGUUGGGCCAGGCCAGAGCCUGGACCUGGGAUCAGGAAGGGGUUGCAGGGAGGGAUGGAGGGGCUGAAAACCCUGGGCCCCUGCGGCCACCCCCACCCCCAGUGUCCCCCAGCCCCAGCCUCCAGCAGCCAUGGAGGAGGCCUGGACCAGCCCUGCCAGGGAUUUGUAGGGUGGCCCUGCCUGGGCCCCAUCUCCUCUGCUCACUCAGUGCAGUCCCAGAGACCUUUCCCAGUCCCAGGGGCAGGGGGCAGUGGGCCCACAGUGGAGGGCGAGGCUCCCGGGCUCUUUCUGUCCAGCCAGGAGCAGAGAGCGAGAGACACUGACGGGCCGAGACAAGGAGACCUGGAGGCAGGGCUUGGGUGGGGCUGGCCCCUGCACCCAGGGUCGAACCAGGGGGCUCCCAGGCAGGGGGGAUCCAUUGGCUCAGGGACCAGACCCUGCCCAUGCCCACCCCUGUCGCGGGAGGGAGGGGCCCUGGCCUCGCCCAGGGUAGCCCUGUCCCAGCUUCAGUGCGGGCUGCUGGGCUCUGCAGAACAGUCCUUCCUGCAGCUGGAGCAGGAGAACCACAGCCUGAAAAGGCAGAACCAGGACCUUCGGGAGCAGCUGGGGGCCCUCCUGGGGCCGGGGCAGCAGUUCCUGCCCCUGUGUCCCGAACACUCAAGCUGCACUGCUCUGGCCUGGCCCCCCGACCCGGCUGGCACGCAGCCCUCGGGGAACAGGGCACCUCUGCAGCUGCUGCGGCGGGAGCUGUGCCAGGGGCAAGAGGCUUUCGUGCAGCAGUCCCAGAAUGAGCUGCAGCAGAUCCGCCUGUGCUUUGAGAGGAAGAAGAUGGUCAUCACAGAGGUGUGGGACAACGUGGCUGAGAUGCACAUGGCCCUGAACAACCAGGCCACCGGGCUCCUGAACCUCAAGAAGGACAUCCGGGGCGUGCUGGACCAGAUGGAGGACAUCCAGCUGGAGAUUCUCAGGGAGCGGGCCCAGUGCCGCACUCGAGCCAGGAAGGAGAAGCAGAUGGCAAGCAUGUCGAAAGGGAGACCAAAGCUGGGAAGCUCCAAGGGCCUGGCAGGCCAGCUCUGGCUGCUGACCCUGAGGCUGCUGCUGGGCGCCCUGCUGGUCUGGACCGCUGCCUACGUGUACGUGGUGAACCCCACACUUUUCGAGGGGCUGGUGCCGCCCCUGCUGAGCCGUGCCACCGUCUGGAAGCUCCGGGCCCUGCUGGACCCCUUCCUGCGCCUCAAAGUGGACGGCUUCCUGCCCUUCUAGGCCAGAGGCCCAGUGGCCCCAGCAAGGCGGCCAGGCGACCAGCACUGCCCCGGAUGCCCAGUGGCCGUGCCAGCCCCCUGCACAUGGCACCACUGUGCACCAUCCUUGCCAGAAGCUACAGAGAAGGGUGGAGGUGGGGUCUGUCCUGAGGGCUGGGCCUGUGGCUGGACAUAGAGUCAUGACAUAA